GCUGCUCCGUCCUCUCCGCCGGGGCCCCGGGAGCCAUGCAGCGCGCGGCCGGCCCGCUCCCGGCGGCCCCGCUGGACCGCGCGGGGCCCGGCUGUGGGUCCCCGCCGCCCGCGGCGGAGGAUGCUGUCCCGCCGCCCGCCCCCGGGGGCCCCGCUCGUGCUGGCUCCGCUUUCCCCGCGCCUGGACAGCCCCGGGACCCUGCCAGGUGGAUGUUGUGCGUGGCCGGAGCCACGCUGAAGAGAGAACUUGAUGCCACCGCAACAGUACUGGCAAACAGGCAAGAUGAGAGUGAACAGUCCAGGAAGCGGCUCAUUGAGCAGAGCCGAGAAUUUAAGAAGAACACUCCAGAGGAUUUGCGCAAGCAGGUAGCACCACUGCUCAAGAGCUUCCAAGGGGAGAUUGAUGCACUGAGUAAGAGGAGCAAGGAAGCAGAGGCAGCCUUUCUGACUGUGUACAAGAGAUUAAUUGAUGUCCCAGACCCCGUACCAGCCCUGGACCUCGGCCAACAGCUGGAAAUAAAAGUGCAGCGUCUACACGACAUUGAAACGGAAAACCAGAAACUUAGGGAAACACUAGAAGAAUACAACAAGGAGUUUGCCGAAGUGAAAAAUCAAGAGGUUACGAUAAAAGCACUUAAGGAGAAAAUCCGAGAAUACGAGCAGACUCUGAAGAGCCAGGCUGAGACCAUUGCUCUGGAGAAGGAACAGAAGCUGCAAAAUGAUUUUGCAGAGAAGGAGAGAAAGCUGCAAGAGACACAGAUGUCCACCACCUCAAAGCUGGAGGAAGCCGAGCACAAACUCCAGACUUUGCAAACAGCCCUGGAAAAAACUCGAACAGAAUUAUUUGACCUGAAAACCAAAUAUGAUGAAGAAACUACUGCAAAGGCUGACGAGAUCGAGAUGAUCAUGACUGACCUUGAGCGAGCCAACCAGAGGGCAGAGGUGGCACAGAGAGAGGCAGAGACUUUGAGGGAACAGCUCUCCUCAGCCAACCACUCUCUCCAGCUGGCCUCGAAGAUCCAGAAGGCUCCAGAUGUGGAGCAGGCCACAGAGGUGCUGACCCGAUCCAGCCUGGAAGUGGAGUUGGCUGCCAAAGAGCGGGAGAUCGCCCAGCUGGUGGACGAUGUGCAGCGGCUCCAGGCCAGCCUCACCAAGCUGCGGGAGAACUCCGCCAGCCAGAUCUCGCAGCUGGAGCAGCAGCUGAGCGCCAAGAACAGCACACUCAAACAACUGGAAGAAAAGCUCAAAGGCCAGGCUGACUAUGAAGAGGUGAAGAAAGAGCUGAACACCCUGAAGUCCAUGGAGUUUGCACCGUCGGAGGGAGCAGGGACACAGGACUCAGCCAAGCCCCUGGAGGUCUUACUCCUUGAGAAGAACCGCUCGCUGCAGUCCGAGAAUGCCACGCUGCGCAUCUCCAACAGUGACCUGAGCGGGUCAGCCAGGAGAAAAGGGAGAGACCAGCCUGAGAGUCGGCGCCCGGGACCCUUGCCGGCCUCCCCUCCUCCUCAGUUGCCCCGCAGCACAGGGGAACAGGUUUCCAAUACUAACGGUACACACCACUUCUCACCAGCGGGGUUAAGUCAAGACUUUUUCAGCUCAAACCUGGCCAGCCCCAGCCUACCGCUGGCUUCUACAGGAAAGUUUGCACUAAACUCUCUUCUCCAGCGACAGCUAAUGCAGUCCUUCUACUCCAAGGCCAUUCAGGAAGCCGGAAGCACAAGCACGAUUUUUUCAACAGGUCCCUACAGCACAAACUCCAUAUCUUCCCCAAGUCCUUUACAACAAAGCCCAGAUGUAAAUGGGAUGGCCCCAUCUCCCAGCCAGUCAGAAAGUGCUGGGAGCGCCUCAGAGGGUGAGGAAAUUGACACAGCAGAAAUCGCCCGGCAGGUCAAAGAGCAGCUGAUCAAGCACAACAUUGGACAGCGCAUUUUCGGACAUUACGUCUUGGGACUGUCUCAGGGGUCUGUGAGUGAGAUUCUGGCCCGGCCGAAGCCCUGGAACAAGCUGACUGUCCGUGGCAAGGAGCCAUUCCACAAAAUGAAGCAGUUCUUGUCUGAUGAACAGAACAUCCUGGCACUUCGCAGUAUCCAAGGCAGACAGAGAGAGAAUCCAGGCCAGAGCCUGAACAGACUCUUUCAGGAAGUACCGAAACGAAGAAAUGGGUCUGAAGGGAACAUCACUACCCGCAUCCGAGCAUCGGAGACUGGUUCUGAUGAAGCAAUCAAGUCCAUCCUGGAACAAGCCAAGAGAGAACUGCAAGUGCAGAAAACCGCCGAGCCAGUCCAGCCAUCAUCCUCAUCCAGCAGUGGGAACUCUGACGAUGCCAUCCGCUCCAUCCUACAGCAGGCCCGCCGGGAAAUGGAGGCCCAGCAGGCUGCCCUUGACCCUGCCUUAAAGCCAGCUCCACUGUCCCAGCCCGACCUCACCAUCCUCACCCCCAAGCUCCUGCCUGCCUCACCCAUGUCUACUGUGUCCACUUACCCGCCUCUUGCCAUUUCCCUGAAGAAAACCCCUACAGCACCUGAGGCCAGUACCUCAGCCUUGCCCAGUGCCCCAGCCCUCAAAAAAGAGGCUCAGGAUGCACCCUUGCUGGACCCAGCAGGCUCAGCUGAUGCUGCCCAGGGGGUCUUGAGGCCAGUGAAGAGUGAGCUAGUCCGUGGCAGCACCUGGAAGGACCCCUGGUGGAGCCCUGUGCAGCCUGAAAGAAGAAAUCUCACCUCCUCGGAAGAGACCAAGGCUGACGAGGCAGCUGCAGGUGGGAGAGAAAAGACAGGCAGCAGCCAGCCACGGGCUGAGCGCAGCCAGCUCCCAGGACCCUCCUCAUCAGCGGAAUACUGGAAGGAGUGGCCCAGUGCCGAGUCGCCAUACUCUCAGAGCUCAGAGCUGAGCCUCACUGGAGCCAGCCGCAGUGAGACACCCCAGAACAGCCCUCUGCCUUCCUCCCCAAUUGUGCCCAUGGCAAAGCCAGCCAAGCCCUCAGUGCCCCCACUGACUCCUGAGCAGUAUGAGGUCUACAUGUAUCAGGAAGUGGACACCAUUGAACUCACCCGGCAGGUCAAAGAGAAGCUGGCCAAGAAUGGCAUUUGCCAGAGGAUCUUUGGGGAGAAGGUGCUGGGCCUGUCCCAGGGCAGCGUCAGUGACAUGCUCUCUAGGCCAAAACCAUGGAGCAAACUGACCCAGAAAGGCCGAGAACCCUUCAUCCGGAUGCAGCUCUGGCUGAAUGGAGAGCUAGGCCAGGGUGUUCUGCCUGUGCAAGGGCAACAGCAAGGGCCAGUCCUCCACUCGGCGACAUCUCUGCAGGACGCCCUCCAGCAGGGCUGUGUGAGCUCAGAAAGCACUCCAAAGACCUCUGCCAGCUGCAGCCCUGCCCCUGAGUCCCCAAUGAGUUCCAGCGAAUCUGUGAAGAGUCUCACCGAGCUGGUCCAGCAGCCCUGUCCCACUAUUGAGACCAGUAAAGAAGGCAAACCGCCAGAAUCCAGCGAUCCACCCGCCUCAGACUCCCAACCCACAACGCCGCUGCCUCUCUCUGGACACUCAGCCCUCAGCAUCCAAGAAUUAGUAGCCAUGUCUCCUGAGCUGGACACCUACGGCAUAACCAAGAGGGUCAAAGAGGUGCUGACGGACAACAAUCUCGGUCAGCGCUUAUUUGGGGAGACCAUCCUGGGGCUCACCCAGGGCUCUGUCUCUGACCUCCUUGCCCGCCCAAAACCCUGGCACAAGCUCAGUCUGAAGGGACGGGAGCCCUUUGUCCGCAUGCAGCUGUGGCUGAACGACCCCAACAAUGUGGAGAAGCUGAUGGACAUGAAGCGGCUGGAGAAGAAAGCCUACAUGAAGAGGCGACACAGCUCUGUCAGUGACAGCCAGCCCUGUGAGCCCCCCUCUGUGGGGAUCGACUACAGCCAGGGUGCCAGCCCCCAGCCGCAACACCAGCUGAAGAAGCCUCGAGUGGUGCUGGCUCCAGAGGAGAAGGAGGCGCUGAAGCGAGCGUAUCAGCAGAAGCCAUACCCGUCACCAAAAACAAUCGAGGAGCUUGCUACACAGCUCAACCUGAAGACCAGCACCGUCAUCAACUGGUUCCAUAAUUACAGGUCUCGGAUCCGCAGAGAACUGUUCAUAGAGGAGAUCCAAGCCGGAAGCCAGGGCCAGGCAGGUGCCAGCGACUCACCUUCGGCCCGAAGUGGCCGCGCAGCGCCCAGCUCGGAAGGCGACAGCUGUGACGGGGUGGAGGCCACAGAAGCCGAGGAGCCAGGGGCCACCAAGUCUCAGGGAGGGCCGGCAGACAUGGCCACAGCCCCGGCUGACCGGGAGGAGGCGACGCAGCCGGCCGAGAAGGCGAAGGCGCAGCCCCUGUCCUCGGGGACCCCAGCACAGGACGACAGGGAAGACGCGGGCCGGCCCAGGCCGCUGCCCGAGGGUCCCGCCGCCGCCCCGGCGCCCGUGCCAAACCUCGCCGCACGUGCGGCCGGAGAGGACGCCGCUACCUCAGCCACUGCGCCGGCGCCCGAGGCCCCAGGGGCGGCCAGGGCGGGCCCUGCCGAGCGCAGCUCCGCGUUGCCAAGCACCAGCGCGCCCGCGCGGAGGCCCAGCUCCCUGCAGAGCCUCUUCGGCCUGCCCGAGGCAGCGGGCGCCAGGGACAACCCAGUGCGGAAAAAGAAGGCCGCCAACUUGAACAGCAUCAUCCACCGCCUGGAGAAGGCGGCCAGCCGGGAGGAGCCCAUUGAAUGGGAGUUCUGAGGCCGGGCCUCUGGGCCUGAGCAGCAGGGCCCGCGGGCCAGCCAGGCCUACUUGCGCCCAGCGGGCCCCAGGCCCCGGCAGCGCUGGCCAGCGAGGGCCAGGCCGGCGCAGAGGGCGGCGCCGCCCAGGCCUGGACGUGUUGCGCACUUAGCCCUGCGGGCCACAGGGCAAAAUCGCCAUAGGCCAAGGUGCAUAUAGAAAACAAAGGAGCAUUAAGCCCAAUCUAUGUCGUGUUUUCAAGGAAGAAAACAGAAAUGUGUAGUCCAGCUUUUUGUACCCUGAAGUGUUUUUGGUUUUGGUUUUUAUUUUUAUUUUUAUUUUUUAUUGCCCUAAGUGAUUUCCACAGGUUCUGGAAUAACUCUUUACAGCUUUUGCCUUGCGCCCUCCUCUUUCGUGUGGGCUUUAAAAAAAAAAAAAAUCAAACCCACAUAUUAAAAGGGGGCUUUUUAUCUGCCAUCUAAUGGCUUCAGAGCGAUAAUACACUAUUAUCUUCUUAAACCAGGAAGGGGGGGAUUUUUCAGAAAAAAAAUUAAAAAAGAAAGUUUUUGUAGCUGUUCAGUUGCCACUAAGAGAUUGCACAGUCAAACCGACUCUAAACACACUAGUUUGGAUUCCUAAAUAUUUUCAAGAAAAGAAUCUUCUCGUUUGAAACUUUGAAUUAAAAUAAAACACAUUUACUCCACAUAUUUUUUAACAAAAAAAGAAAAAAAAAGAAAAGUCACAUCAGGAAAAGUAUCUGGUUCUGUGGUAGCUGGCGUAGCGUUUUGUUGUACGUAAUAGAACCCUGACACGUAGUGCACAUUGAUCCAUAGCUUUAACUGGCUCUGGGCUUUUGCUGGCCAGAGUUUGUUUAAUACACUCCAUUCUAGGCCAAAUCAGGACAAAAAGAAAGAUCCGAAUCUAGGUAUUUUAUAAUCUGCUUUUUAACCUCUAACCGCAGAGCACGCUGAUCAGACCUCAUAUCUCGGAGGUGUAGGAGACAAGUUAGAACUGUAGCUUGUACCGGUUCCUUUAUUUAUGCUGUCUAGUCUGUGUUGGCGCAUCUGCGCAUGUGCAAGCAUCGGAAGGAAGGAAAUGCAGGCCGGCAAGGUCGCAGCCGUAGUCCCUCGUGUGCAGGCAGCCAUCUGCUCAUCUUUCCUUGGCACAGAAGGCGCUCACCUCACGCCACUCUCCAGGGCACCUGACGGACUGCGCCCCCCAGGGAAAGCUGCUUCCUGGGCUUGGGCAGGCUGGCGCAGCCACGCGCGCACUCUCUUCCUCUCUCUUCUCCCGGUCGGUCCCCUUCCCACCACAAGCACUGAUAACCCUAUCUGUUCGUGGGAAGCUUCCUUCCCUGCAGAAGAGAGAACGCCGCAGUCUGGGCUCGAGUCCCAUCCCUGUAGAGACACCCCAAACUCACCCCAACGGUGACACUCUUCAAUUCCAGACCAGGCCAUCGGCCAUUCGCUCAUUUCUCCUCUCACAAGGUUUUUAAUGCACAGUUUAGGGCAGUCUAAGUACAAAUCAAAAGUCUAACUUGUCUCUUGAUUCCUCCCGUUGUCUAUGUGUAUAUGCGUGAGUAUAGAGGUGGAUGAAAGUGUGCGUGUGUGUGCGUGUGCAAUUUUAUAUGUCUGUAUUUUCUUAAGUACCUGUGCACACACAGAGUGCAUUACUGCCACCUUUUUCAAUAAGCUGGUUUAUCAGUCAUGGCUUCUACAGGUUUUGCUAAUUUAGACUCCUUAUUGCCAUAUCUUUAAACUAACAAUAGAUGAUUUCGGUAUAUAUAUAUAUAUUUUUUUUGCUUAUUUAUAGGUGCUGUAUUUUAUUAUCUGAUUGUUAGGAAGGGAUGAAAGGGGCAAAUAUUCUUUAGGGGAUAGACUGCCGGCAGUAUUGGGUUUAAUUUACGAGAUGUAGCUGUCAUACUGUAUAUUACUGAUUGAAAACUUUUUGACCGUAUUGUGUAUCAUUGAAACUUUUGUCUUAGGUCAACAUCUUUGGAUGACAUUUUAAUGGUGCAUUCAUUAUUUCUUAAGUUUAAUUAAUUAAUAGUUUUUUUUUAAUUUGGGAGGGUGGGAGGGAGUUCUGAUUUUACAAGUAUCUCCCGCUGUGACACCCCGGUGUGCUUGUUGUUCCUUAGCUGGUAGGCUUUUGACUGUCAGAUGUGAAACCACAUUUCUUGCAUGACGUUUGGAGCUUACAUACUUUCAUUCACAAUCUUUCAGCCUGCAGCUGCAAGCCCUUAGUUGGAAUUUUCACACACUGUAAGAGUCAUGACACUAAUGACAAUGCCUUUUCAUGAAUGAGAAGUUUCCAGGAGGCUCUAGGAGGCUGGGAGCAGGCCCCUUGUUCUGUCUUUGGAUGGUUGCUUCACUUCUGCGCUUGAGAUCCGGUUCAGUGAGAAGAGAAUUCACAGUGGAGGGACAGAAAAAAAAAAUGGAGUCAUGCCCAGCCUUGGGCCAAGGUGUUGAGUGAGGAAGAGCCCACCCACAGCCAGGGAUUUCCUAGGGACUUGAGGAGCAGAGUCACUGUGGGAUCAUGGGACCCUCCACAGAAGCCUCAAGGGGCUCUCUAGACACUGUGGGUGAUGGAUCUUCCCCCACUUUGGUGACAGAAGUCCCUAAUUCUCACUGGAAUGAGCAGCACAGGUAACAGGACCGAGGAGAGUAGCGAGUAGUUUCAAAGGCAAGACAGUUACUUACAUACAGCUAAAACUGAAGAGACCGAAGUCAGGAUGUUUCCACCCUGGCAGCCCCACGGCAGCAGUCUAAGACAGCCUUUGGCUCUUCCAAGCAAGCUAGUCGUUUCUGUUUCUUUAAUUCUUGAACUAGGUUCUUAUCCAUUUUAUCCUGUCUCAUGCCAGAUCUCUAUCUGGGUGCUUGAUAAAAUGGCUUGGUUAGGUUUUUGCUUGGGUUUUCUCUUAUUUAUUGUUCUUAUUUUAAUUGAGAUCCCAACUUGAUGGUGUUUGGGGUUAAGCUAGCACUGUCUGUAGUAGUUCUAAGAGCUGCCAGUAGACAACACAGAAACCCGGGGUUACACCUCCCUCAUCAUGUCCUCCCUCCCUCCCUCCCUCCCUCCCUCCCUCCCCAGUUUGAGUCCAAGGGUUCAUCUUUCAUCUUGAAAAGCAAUAUUCAAGUGCCUUGAGCAGCGCUCCCACGUGGUGACCUUCCGCUCCUGCAGACAGUCAGCCAUCCUCUUGAUGUUCUCUCGGCUUAAAAAGCCGAAUUGUCCUCCCCUGGGAGAGAGUGGUUCCUCGUAAAACACUAACACUUCACUGCAAGCCACUGCUGCUUUUCAAUGAGAGGCAGCAGUGCUAACCAGGCAUCCCGCCAUUCCCCAGCUAAGUGGAGGCCCGCCCUAACCCAUGUUCACAUCAGGCCGCUUCACACCUCUCGCUUCAUGCCCAGGGCCCCUACGGCAUCUGCGGUGGCAGGCAUGUGGGCUCAUAGAUGCCUGCGCACUCACUUUCACUCUGACCUGGUUCCUAAUCACCACCUCCCUAAAACUUUCAGAUGUCCUGUGUGAACUAGACCACUCUUUAAGGGGGGGAAAAAAAAAGAAUGCAGGCACUUAGCUGAAGUUGGUGUUUUCUUAGCCACCUUGAAGUGGCUUACGACUGUAGCCUGGGUUAGGAGCAGGGCAGACUCCCUGGGAUGUAGAUCACCUGCUCUGAAAACACGGCAAAAGCGGACAGCUGGCAGCCUUCUGGACAGACGCUUCUGCUCGCAAAGCUCAGGUGUCUCCCUGUUCUCCCCUCAUAACAGCAUCUCCUUUUCUCCCUGUUUUUAAGUCAGAUCUGGUAGAUGCCCAGAAUACAGCAGGGCUCUCGUGGCCAAGAGAGUCCCUGCCUGUUGCUACUCCAUAGACCCACGUAGCCCAUCUGCCUCAGCAGCCAGGGCCAAGUUCAGCUGUGGAGCCCAUGAGCAAGUUUGUACCCAGUGUGCAGCGGCCACCCUCCAGGUAUCAACUGAGCACCCUGAGGUGGUACAGCUGUGAAAGCCCAGAGGCAGGGAGCCAGAGUUGCUAAGACAAUGGGCUGAUCUGAGAAUUUUUCAUGCCCAUCACUCUGCCAACGAUAGAUGGGAACUACAAAGAAAGUGAGGGUAGGGACAAGCUCCUCAGUAAAGGAUGCAGCUGCCUUCCUGCCAUAGGAAGCCUGAGUAUCUGUCCCUCAAAGCUAUGUUCUCUGGACUCUGGGCCCCCUCGGAACUGCAAUGGUUCAAUUCCCAUCACAGGCUUGUGUUUUCAUGUGUUACUACAGGUACCUAAAGCCAUUCCAGCGGCCCCCUGAGGCCAUGAGCCAUCCUUGCAGAGGAGAUGGGCUAGAACAAGGGUAGGGGAACACACGGGGGGAGUGGAAGGCUCUUGGCGAUGUUGCUCCUGUCCCUUCAGUCUCUCCCCUCACCUGUUCUACCUCACCACUUGGUGUCACUCAGAAUUGCUAGGCAGGUGGCCUGGGAGGAGGAGGGCAAGCUUGACAGAUCACCUCAGCGUGGCAGGUGGGCUUUUUGCCUCCUUCCCUGCGUACAUCCGGAAGUGGUGUCUGGAGUCUGCUAAGCAAAGGGACUUUUCCUCUUGGCUUCCAGUUCUUGAAACCCUAGCAGCUGUUGGGGCUGUGGGCAGUGGUGGUCUCCAGGCUCAGACAUUCUGUCUUUGGCUCUGCCUUCCCACACAGCUGUCAGACUCCGUCGCAGCCAUUCCUUUGGCCCCAGCUUCUCUGCAGACGACAUGAGCACACUUCCCGGGGACUAGGUUUGUGAGACUUUGCCGUGAGCUCUGUUUUGCCAGGACAGGAACAGUCAUACGGCUUUCUUCACCGUCAUGCAUGCCUAGUCUUUACUUCCCAAAAGAGCAUGCCAGUUUCUGUUCCAUGUGGGAGGAAGCCAGCUCCCAGGAGAGCUGGUGGACCUGGUUCACAGCUGCUUCAGUGGCCAAAGUGUCCCAGUAGGACACGGGGAGCUUCCAGUUCGUGUUGUUCCCAGCAUGAAUGUCCAAGUCACCAGGUACAGCUGUUGCUGCGGUUUCUCUAGGGCGUGACUGAAUCUCAGAAGGCUUUGUGGCCACUAUGGCAGCUCUUGUCCCAGGUGGCCUGAGACGUCCAGGUGGCUUGGUUCCAAUCUCCCAGAGGUGCUGCAUGCAGCUCUGACCAGUAAAGUUGCUUAGACAAUGAGCUGAUCUGAGAAUUUUUCAUUCCCAUCACCCCAGGAAAGAGGAUAGGGACAAGCUCCUCAGUAAAAGAUGCAACCCCAAGACCUCAGGCUCAGCCGGGAGAAGGGAGUCCAGGAACAGCAGGAAAAGCCAGGGUUCCCCAUGUGCCGCUGAGGGCCUGCUUCGUCACCCUCGUGCCCACCCCACCCCCUCCUCCCCUCCAAAGAUCCCGUGGCCACAUCUUCAGCGGCAGAUGGAGUUUUCAUUUUUGGACAAAGUGGCAUUUUAGCUUUAACAAGGCAUUUCCAAAGCUCCUGGUCUCCUUUGAAAUGCUGGCUUUAAAAGUUCAGCAUUGUUGCCAAGAACGAGGGGGAGGGGCUAAUGAGAGAAAGACAUUAGAUUAUGCAUGAAUGUGCACCCCCACCCUCGGUUAUUCAAAUUUCCAAUGCCUUUGAGUUGCUUUUCAUAGAUGGGUUUAGUUUGCUCACGUUAAGUAGUCUGUUACUGUAAAUUGUGUAGUGUUCUGGCUUUAAUUUCUACCACAAAUAUGCUAUGUACUAAGCUUUCUGUGAUCAGAAAGGAAAGGUGCCUUAAAUCCCAAUACCAUGCCUCUAUCCCUAUGGAAAAUAUAUCAGAAGCACAGCGCCAGGAAGCGUUGGGACUUCCUUUGGCAAAAUAGGACACCAUUCAGCAAGACACAUCCAAGUGGCACGGGGCGGCUUUGGUUUGCUGAGUUUCUUUUUUUCUCCCAACCCAUAGUAUCUUUUGUUGUUUAUUUUUUGUAGUUUGCUUUAAACAGGAAGCACUUAAUAGAUGGCUCUGUGUCGAAGCUCUGUGCAAUGGGAAUCAUGUUGCUUUUGUUGGGGGGGGGGUUCCUUUUUUUUUUUUUUUUUUUUUUAAAGAUAGCAUUAUUGCACACCAAAUGAACUCCUAAGUAAGCUUUAGAACCAGGAUCGAUUCAGGUCGUGGGAGAGUAUGUUCACUGUAGUUCUGUGUGUUUGUGAACCGACAGGCAGGUGGCCGCCUCUGGCCCCUGAGGCUCGGCCCCGGGCCCUGGCUAAUGGGCCCUGGGUCACAGCUGCCUGGGUUCCAGCAGCCGGGAACCUUCCCGAAUGUCUGAAGCACUUAACCCUCUCUUUGUGGAGAUAGCCCGACUGCUACUGACCUGUCAGCAUACUCGAGGGUGAUUAUAAAAGGAUGUUUCUUUAAGAAAGAAAAAAUAUUUCUAUCCUCUUCUAAUUUAUUAUUAGGUUAAUCAUGUAAGUACUUAUCAGGAGUGUGUUGUCAUUUGUAUUGUUGUUGCGAAUGCUUUUGCUGUCACUCCAGUGGUUACUGUCCUUUGCUCCCCAGAAUCUGAAGAGGUCUGGGGACCUGCAGUGGGCGGUGUGAGGGACAAAAGGGAGUCCUCCAGCACAAUCAGACACCGGUCUCCCUUAUACCCGCUCAGAACCUGGCAGUCUCUGCAUAUCCUAACUGUCGAACCAAGAGCUGAUGAACAAAGCUCCCACAUCAGGUGGCACUGGAUGGGAGAACUGCUCCCAGAGGCACUGCAAUGCAGUGAGGGAAAACAGAAGAGCCAAGUUUAAGUUCCCCCAAAGCCUCCUAGAGCCUCUGUUAAGACUUCUGGGUUCAUGAAGGUUUGGCGAGCCUAGAUCAGAGGAGAGGCAGACAGUCUAGCCGAGGCCAUCGGGCUGAGCUGGAAAGUGGUUUCUCAAAGGUCCCCAGGGGUUGCGUGUCUUUGAUUUCCAUUGUCAGUUGUCCUUCCUUGCAUUCAGAUUCAGUCAAAAGCAUCCUUGGAGGCAGCAGGCAUUUCCUAGCACUGGAGGUGUCUGGAGGCCUGAGAACCCUCUACCGCCUCGUCGUAAGAAAUGGAGAAAGGAUUUUCUAUGGCUGGAAAUUCAGUCAGCAGAGCCCCCCACCCCACCCGCCGUUGCUUGCUCAGUGGAGGGCGGGGGGUUUGUGGGACUGACCUCUACCGGGGCUGGGGAAACUUAAAAAAAAGACUCACCCCAGGGACAGGCAAGGGGCAGGGCCGGAUACCUGCCUUUACCCCCAAACAGCCCACUGAACCCAAACCCACGUUUCUUUCUGUACUGUACCCCAUCCUCUGAAAUCAGGGGGAGGGGUACUCAUCCCUACUUCCUCUCUUUGGGGGUAAAAGUCCUCUGAUAAAAUUGGCCUAAUCCCCCAGGGUUUUUAUUUUUUAAUUAGUCUAAGCAGUUCUCAUCUCCAGUUCUCUCUUUCCACCCUGAACACAGACACACACAAAAUCGACAUCUCAUGUCCCACGCUGAGACCACCCCUGCCUCAGAAAAAUGCCGGACAUUUUGGAGACAUGAGAGUGCAUUUGAAGAAAAAGAAAAAAAAAAAAAAAAAGCCUUCAAGCUUUGUGAGAAUAGCUUGUCAGAGCUGGCAGCGGGGAGGGGUCAGCUUCGUGAUCCCUCCUGAGUCCGUCCCCACAGAACAGGACACCUAGCUCUUUGCGUUUGUGCAAUAACUACUUGCUAGGAGAGCGGGUAGCACCACCCUCCUCUAGACUACUAACACAGCACAAGACACACGUCAGCCCUUCCUAAGCACCCCCCGCCAUGUGUUACAUUUUAGCAGUAUUUACUUUCCUUCUGUCAGGCACUAAGUCUUAGGUGUUUAUAGAGCUUGAGUGUUAAUACAAUCACUUUUUUUUUUUUUUAAUUUUAAACUUCACCAAGACCCAAUUGACCAAAAAGAAGUGAGAGGAAGAAAAAAAAAUUGUAAGAUGUCUCUCUCCUAUUUUUUUUAACGUGUACAAGUAGUAGUUUUGAGAAGCCUUGUGUUGCUGUGACCAUCUCCUAUCAUGCCUUGAUUUUCUUGCGAUUUGUUUUCGACAUUAAGAGUUGGUCCCGGCUGGCGUGGGGGGGAGGCCCCGUCGGCCCCUCAGCGUCGUCCCUUCUUGUCUUUGGUUAGCCAUAUGAAAUGUUUGUUCUCUGCACUGUCCAACGGUCCCCAUUAUGAUACGGAGAAGCAAUAUCACCGAAGCCCACACCAUGUAUUACUCACUAGCACCCGAGGUGUGAUAACUGAAGUAAAUAUCUUUUAUACAAACACAA
Messenger RNA from Meriones unguiculatus (Mongolian gerbil), 12943 nucleotides. RefSeq names its product cut like homeobox 1 (gene Cux1). Gene Ontology annotation, cellular component: Golgi membrane. Gene Ontology annotation, molecular function: DNA-binding transcription factor activity, RNA polymerase II-specific; DNA binding. NCBI's taxonomy places the organism in Eukaryota, Metazoa, Chordata, Mammalia, Rodentia, Muridae. The record is from RefSeq and is a predicted model, not a curated record. Bases 36 to 4733 code for a protein of 1565 amino acids. Gene Ontology annotation, biological process: intra-Golgi vesicle-mediated transport; regulation of DNA-templated transcription. The transcript is spliced from 24 exons.